Messenger RNA from Penicillium diatomitis, 1089 nucleotides. RefSeq lists its product as uncharacterized. The transcript has 6 exons. Bases 1 to 1089 code for a protein of 362 amino acids. The record is from RefSeq and is a predicted model, not a curated record. Lineage: Eukaryota; Fungi; Ascomycota; Eurotiomycetes; Eurotiales; Aspergillaceae.
AUGAACCCCGAAAGCCCGACCGGCGUCUCACGGCCAUUAUAUCGUGAACUCCAUCUGCGCGAGGUGCUUUGGUGGGGCACGACGUGGGGACAAAAGCCGACCCAAUUGAUCUUUGGGCCUGAGUGCUGUGAUGACCUCAUUUUUGCAAUGGCAGGCGGCACGGGCGCCCUGGGAAAGACAUUCGUAGAAAGAUUUGCUCAGGAGCCAGAUAUCAAGCUUGUGAUUUUGUCGCGAGGCGAACAAAAAGCCUCCCAGGGCAGCAUUCACCAUGUCAAGAUCGACUACGACAACGUCCAGUCCAUGACGACGGAGCUGGAACGUUACAAUGUGCAGACCAUCAUCUCAACAAUCGGUCUCAUAUCCGAGGAGACUAGCCAGUCCCAGCUCAACCUCAUUGAGGCAGCAGAACAUGCAACCACCACAAAGCGCUUCAUCCCGAGCGAGUACUCUUUCAUCCAAACCCCCGACCUCUUGUCCAUUGAUCCAAGUAUCCAAUACUGGCUUCAUGCGGCAGACCGUCUCAAGGCAAGCUCGCUGCAAUACACCCGUGUGAUCCCGGGAUUCUUCAUGGACUACUGGGGCAUGCCUCAUGCGCGAACUCAUCUUCAACCAUUCAAAUUUGGUAUCGAUAUCGCUGGGGCUAAAGCUCUGAUCCCUGGUAGUGGUAACGACACCAUCUGCAUGACAUACACGUACGAUCUCGCAGAGUACAUGAUCCAUCUUCUCAAGCUCGAGGAGUGGCCUGAAUUCAGCAUCUUUGUGGGCGAUGAAACUACGUAUAAUGAAAUGUUGGAGAUUGCAAAGGAAGUUCAAAUGAUCAAAGCUGGGAGAACGUGGUUGAUAGCAUACGACAGCAUUGAGAUGAUUGAUAGCGGCCAUGUUACCGUACCAGACAUGCCCGACUCCACGAUGUCGCAGAAAGAGCUUGAAGAAAUGACGGCCCUAGUCAGUCGCCUGACCGUGAAUGGAGUUUUUGAUCUGCCCAAGGAGAACCGGAUGAGCGAUCGGUUCCCUCAAGUGCGACCCAUGAAAGUGAAGGAAUUUCUCGGGCAGUGCUGGGGGCCAAGAUCGGAGACGAAGUUAUUAUAG